Messenger RNA from Haemonchus placei, 513 nucleotides. Lineage: Eukaryota; Metazoa; Nematoda; Chromadorea; Rhabditida; Trichostrongylidae. The record is from the annotation of a GenBank genome assembly.
AUGAGUGAUGAGGAAGAGCAUGUGGAGGACGUUGUGGAACUAGAGCCAGGCACGGUGGUAAGGGAUGUGUGGGUAGUGGUACGGAAGCUGGGAAAAGGAGCAUAUGGACAAGUUUAUCACGUAAUCAAUGCCAGAAAUGGAGUUCAGGGUGCUCUUAAGACAGAAAGUAAAUCUCAAGCGGAUCGAGUACUGAAAAUGGAACGGAACGUAUUACAAGGAUUCAAAGGCGUAAAAGGAGCUAUGAAACUGAUAUCAAUGGGCACCACUGAGACUUACUCGUACAUAGUAAUGACUUUAUGUGGAGCAGAUCUAACACACCUUUGCAAAGCUGUGGGGCCGCUGAGCGACAGCACAAUCCUUCUACGUCCCUACAAUAAACUAAUUCAGCUGCACGAAAUCGGCUACGUACAUCGUGAUGUGAAGCCGUGCAAUUUUGCUAUAUCGUGCGCAUCACCCAAAAUCAUUCACGUAUUCGACUUUGGUAAGAAGAAAGUCGUAGUAUUACUCGAGUAA